UAAAAAUGGAAUUUAAUUUUCUAAAACAGAAAAAAGCAAAAAAUUAUUAGUUCACAUGCAGCAGAUAUACUUUUUCAAAAGAAAAAGAUGGUGCUGAUUUCAAGAUCAAAAUAUAAUAGGAAAUCCAAAUACACCAAUUAAAAAGAACAAGAUAGACAGUGGGACUGAACGGGCAAAGAAAGUAGUAGCAGAUUAUCAUAAUCGAGAGUUUGAAAAUUAUCUUCAAGGAACUGCGACGAAGUAUAAGUUCCGGUUGGCAAUUGGUGUUAUUAUCUCAAUUAUAAGCCAUCUACGUGAUUGGAGAUAACGGUUUCGAAUACUUUGAUGAUCACUUUUUCUGAUUGUCUUCCGAUGUCAGCAUAAAUGCAACCAUCAUUCGAUUGCAAAAGAGGCCUGUUCCGGUGAACUUUACCAAUCUAUUAUACCCAUGACACAUGGUAGCAGUGUUAAAAUUAAAUGCUUAACGCAUAUUAUAUGCUUAUGUAUUUUGCGACCACUUAUAUUUUUUUCACGAAAAGUCGUACGGAUAAAAAUCGUUAUAUAAUAUUCUACAGUGCAUCACCGGUAUAUAUGUAGUGCGCAGAAGAAAAUUUAUAACAGUUCCCCAGUGGCAGAUAUACGAGUUCAUCGGCUGCGGAGAAAAAAUAAUUGUAUACUAAACAGUUUUAAAAUGAUCAAUAUGUCGUCCGCGUUCGUCGUCGGAUUGCUCGCGCUAUCGUUGGCCGCCCGACCAUCCGAUGAUCAAGUCGAUCAAAUUUCCGAGGUGGCGAUCGAGCACUGUCGUCCAGUCGACCGUAUUUCCACGACGGUGGUCACCGACUUUCAAGUCGACCGGACACCCGAUGUGAAAAUCGUGGACGAUUGGAUUUGCCAAAUUCCCGCAGUGUCAGACACGGAUUAUCAAGUCGACAAAAUUCCCGCGACGGAGAUCGCGGAUGGUCUGCCGGACCCGUGGAUACCCGAUCUGUUUUACCGAGCACUCUCCGAUUUCUCAGUUAAAAAUGUCGGCAGCACCGCUUGUCGGACCCAAUCCGACAUGUACGACAGACAUUUGCGGAACUACACCAGUUGGGCGGUCAGAAUGUCAGAAUCAUGGAACAGAUAUCCGAUCGGCCUACUAGCGGGCAACACAUACCAAAUGGGAAUUUACGACGAAUGCGUGGACGUGCGUCAUCCGGUGAUAGGGCAGUAUUGCUUGUCUGAUAUCAAACUAAUCCCAUUGGCGGGUAAAGAUUACAGUUUCAACAGAACAGAAGAUCUAGAUGAUUUCGGAAAUAUAAAUGCCUGGAAAACAGUACUCGGGUGGGGCGAUUACAUGGAUAAAGUGCAACGAAACAGAUUGCUUUUAGGAAUAUGCAUUCCAAAUUCGUGUUCGGCGUUGGACCUACAAACUGCAUUGCAAAACGAACUGGACAGGGUGUUCAUGCCAGAAAUGUUGAAGGCCAUUGUCAAAGUGGAUCCAAUAAUGUGCACAGUCAGUGGAGACAUGUAUCCCUACGAUACAUCGUUCUACUUAACCAGUAUAACUUUUUUAGUGCUUGUUUUGAUUUGUUGCGGGACAACGUUGUAUCAUUUCAUAAGAAUAUCAUACAAUAAAAAUCCAAAAGAAACUACUUGUGACUAUAAAAGUGUCGGUUUAUUUUGCGAAACGUUUUCAAUUAUUGAUUCCAGCAAAGCAUUAUUAAAAUUCGAUAAAGAUAAUGAAUUGAAUUCACUGUAUGGUUUUAAAGUGUUAAUGAUGAUGGCCAUUUUAUUAGGUCACAGAUUAUUUUAUUCAUUUGGAAAUCAUAUAAGUAAUCCGAAAUUUGUAGAAAGUAUAAUUUUUAAUGGACCAGAUAGUUUGUUGACUAUAGGAAAUUUAGUCGACCCAUUUUUUUUUGUAAGCGGUUUCCUCAUGUAUUUGAACAUUUCUCGAUCAUUUCAAAAAGUUGAAGCCGGAUACAAAAAAAUCACUUCGCUAAUUAUUAAUCGAAUGUUGAGAAUGUUACCGGCGUAUUGUGCGAUGAUGGCAAUCACGGCGCAUAUAGUACCACAUCUUGGAGACGGACCACUUUGGCCAAAAGUAAUAUGGGAAGAAGCUGAAAUUUGUAAAAAUUAUUGGUGGACCAAUUUGUUUUUUAUAAGCAAUUUUAUUGAUGUCAAAUAUGGAUGCCUCGUAAUAAACUAUUACGUAUCGUGUGACGUUCAGUUUUUUGUUGUCGGAGGCAUAAUUAUUUAUGUUUACACGAAAAACACCAAAUAUGGGAUCAGAUUACUCGCUACGAUAUUAAGUUUAUCAGCAUUCCUGCCGUUCCUAGUCACAAUUUUGACAAAAAGAUUUGGAAUAGAUAUAUUUUAUCUUCCUUAUUUAGAAAACAUCAGGAUUUACAUAUCGUUAAAUAAGUCGUAUAGAUUAAGUUACAUGCGAGCCAUGCCGUUCCUUGGCGGUUUAACCACGAGCAUUAUCGUUGAAAAAUUGAAAGAAAAAAAAACAAAAUUCUCUCGUAUCACAGUCUACGGUGGAACUUUGAUUGUUUCCGUAAUUUGUAUUCGUGCCCAACUUUACGGUGCCAAAUUCUACACUUGGCAGAGACCUUAUUAUCCUUUAGAACAUGCUUUGUACAAAGUUGUUAAUAAUUGUGUUUGGACGGUAUGGUGCAUGUGGUGUUCCAUUUGCCUUUUCACGUCUGGAUAUGGCCUCUUUUCAUACGUACUUAACAACAAACUUGUUGUGGUUUUGGGAAGACUUUCGUUUUCUGUAUUUAUAGUAAACAUCACUGUUCUUAUGAUGUCUAACAGUUCACUAAGAUUGCCGUCUUACCAUUCGAUAAAUUCUCUGAUUGAUACUUGGAUAUCUGAUACAUUUAAGUGUUAUCUGUUGGCCUUAGCAUUAUACUUAGUGGUCGAAGCACCUUUCGAUAAAAUCAUUAAACGAUGGAUUAGACGAAGCACCUUGGGAUUAAUUGAAUAUAUUUUAAAUGGCUGAUUUGGGAAUGAAGAGAUUCAACAAUAUUAUACUAUUAUUUUUACUAAAUUAACUUUAUAAACUAUAUAAUAUAUUUUAUUUUAUCUUACAUUUGAAAAAUAU
Messenger RNA from Rhopalosiphum maidis (corn leaf aphid), 3067 nucleotides. RefSeq names its product nose resistant to fluoxetine protein 6-like. Gene Ontology annotation, molecular function: acyltransferase activity, transferring groups other than amino-acyl groups. The record is from RefSeq and is a predicted model, not a curated record. Lineage: Eukaryota; Metazoa; Arthropoda; Insecta; Hemiptera; Aphididae. The coding region runs from base 671 to 2965 and encodes 764 amino acids. The transcript is spliced from 16 exons.